GUUCUUUCAUGAAGGCUUACUAUAAAGGCACCCUCCUUACAGCUUGUUGCCAAGAUGCCAAUGAUCACAUAGUUCCUAUUGCAUUUGGUAUUUGUGGUUCUGAAACUAAAGCUUCUUGGAAAUGGUUCUUAUCCAAAGUUUGUCAAUCAAUAAAGUACAGACAUGACCUGUACGUAGUAUCUGAUAGGCAUAAAGGGCUUAUCAAGGCCGUUUCUGAACUCUUGCCACAUGCUAGCCAUGGUUUUUGUGUUGCUCAUCUUGGUCGUAACAUAACAUCAAAAUUCAGAGGAUCUGCAGUUGGUUUGGGAUGGAAGUUCAAAGCUGCCUAUAUGGCAGCAACUAUGAAAGAAUAUGAUGACUACUUAUCCAUGUUGGAUUCUGAAGACCCCAGGAUAAGGACUUGGCUAGACAAAUUAGGUGCUAACACAUGGUCAAAAGUAAUGUCUGGCCCAAAGAGAUAUAAUAUUAUGACAUCAAAUUGUGCUGAGUCUAUGAACAAAGUCAAUGUCUGUGCAAGAGAGUAUUCUGUGUCUAAACUUGUUGAUUUCUUGCGUGAAAGGGUGCAGCAAUGGUUCACAGAGAGGAAAGAUAAAGCUGAGAAAACAAGUACUAUACUCACAAAGAAAUGUGAGAAACGCCUGGUAGCUUUGCAAGCUGAAUCCACACGUAUGAAGGUUAAACCAUCAUGUGCAUAUGAAUUUGAAGUUGUUGACAGUAGAUGCAAGUCCUUUGUGGUAAACCUCAACUCUAGAAGUUGUACAUGCGGCCACUUUCAAUUAGAUCAAUUUGUGUGUGUUCAUGUUGUGGCUGCAAUCGGUAUACGCCCACACCUUUCAUGUUAUACGUACAUAUCUCCAUAUUACACAAGAGAUGCUUGACUUGCUACAUGGUCUGGUAUCAUGCAUCCUAUUGCUGAUCCUAACAGUUGGUCAAUUCCUGCUACUAUUCAAAACCAGAGAUGCAAGCCACCAAGUUGUUUGAAGCGUCCUCCUGGUCGCCCUAAGAAAUGCAGGAUUCCAUCCAUUGGAGAAUAUAGAGGUU
Messenger RNA from Cuscuta europaea, 1041 nucleotides. Lineage: Eukaryota; Viridiplantae; Streptophyta; Magnoliopsida; Solanales; Convolvulaceae. The record is from the annotation of a GenBank genome assembly.